Mycena citricolor is the source of this 898-nucleotide messenger RNA. The record is from the annotation of a GenBank genome assembly. Lineage: Eukaryota; Fungi; Basidiomycota; Agaricomycetes; Agaricales; Mycenaceae.
ACGGUGUUUCAGAAAAUCGCCUUAUCUUUCCAACUCUCUCCCACUUACGGUACCAUUCUAAAUCAUGGCCGACGUUGACCAGCGCCGCAAAGAUAUGGUGGCAGGGCUCGAAGCUGCAGCUGCAGCCAUGAGAUCGUCCUGUGCGAGUAUCGAGUCUGCCUCGCUUGCUAUGCGCCAGUGCGCGAAACUGGCCGAAGACUUCGCCGCUUCCUUCCAAAAGUCUGGCGGCUUGCUCAAGGGCAGCAAGGGCGACGAAGACGACGACGAGCAUGCGAACGGCAAGCGCAAGCGUGGCACCAAGAAGGAGAAGGACCCCAACGCACCCAAGCGUCCCGCAUCCUCGUACUUGCACUUUCAGAACGAAGUGCGCAAGGACCUCAAGGAACGCUUUCCCGAAUCCACCAACACCGAGUUGUUGAAUAUGAUCAAGACUCAAUGGCAGGACAUGUCUGAGGCGCAGAAAGCGGUCUACAAUGAUCGUGUCGCGAAAGAGAAGGCGCUUUACGCUGCCGCGAAGACCGCGUACGACGCGCGCUCGCCCGAAGAGGUUGCUCGCGCAGACGCCGAGGCAGCUGCUGCCGCUGCUGCCAAGAAAAAGCCCCGUGGUCGCAAACCCAAGACGACCGCUGUCGCUGCGCUCUCUCCCACUGUUGUCCUCGCCUCCGAUGAGGAGGAAAGUACCGAGUCGGAUCAAGAAGAUGCUCCUCCCAUCAAACGCAUGGCAGCCGCCGCUUCCUCAUCCGUAGCCUCGGAUGAAGAGGAUGAGGACGAGGACGAAGAGGAAGAUGAAGAGGACAACCAGCCUCCACCGAAGAAGACAAAAAAGGCAAGCCCACCUCCGCCUGCACGGAAAUCUGCCGUCAAGGAGAAGGACCGGAAGAAAAAGUCGAAGGCAUGA